Haliotis rubra (blacklip abalone) is the source of this 2396-nucleotide messenger RNA. Its product is annotated as lysosomal protective protein-like. The record is from RefSeq and is a predicted model, not a curated record. The coding region runs from base 128 to 1561 and encodes 477 amino acids. The transcript is spliced from 14 exons. Gene Ontology annotation, molecular function: serine-type carboxypeptidase activity. Gene Ontology annotation, biological process: proteolysis. NCBI's taxonomy places the organism in Eukaryota, Metazoa, Mollusca, Gastropoda, Lepetellida, Haliotidae.
GUGCAAUGACAGCACGUCGCAAACCAGAUUACACAAUUCACGCUUACGAGAUACCACGGCAAAGACGAAGACACAAGUCUGUAGAGAGAUACACAAGUCUGACAGGUAAAUUCGUCAACAAUCAAACAUGAUGAUGACCUCCUGGCUACAAAUCCUCGCUGUCCUCGCCCUGGGUGCACGUGCAGCUGUACCAGAGGACGAGAUCACAGAGUUGCCCGGAUUGAGUCGACUCCCCAGCUGGAAGCAGUACUCUGGCUUUCUGAAGGCCUCGGGAACCAGGAAGCUGCACUACUGGUUUGUUGAGUCUCAGAGCUCCACUCCGAAGACGGACCCAGUUGUUCUGUGGCUGAAUGGAGGACCCGGAUGUAGCUCCCUGCUAGGACUCCUCACUGAGAAUGGGCCGUUUAAGAUAGCCACUGACGGGAAGACGGUGGAGUACAAUCCAUAUAGCUGGAACGCGAUCGCCAACAUGCUGUUUCUCGAGGCCCCUGCAGGUGUUGGGUUCUCCUACAGUGACGACAGAAACUACGCCACAAAUGACGAUGAGGUAGCCCUCAAUAACUACCUAGCGUUGAAGGAUUUCUUCAUGAAAUACCCUGAGUACAUAGCCAACGACUUCUAUAUCACCGGGGAGAGCUACGGAGGCAUCUACGUGCCGACACUCAGCGCACUCGUCGUCGACGACCGUGAUAUCAACUUUAAGGGGUUUGCAGUUGGGAAUGGCGUCACUGACGCCAUCAUGAGCGACAGCUCUCUGGUCUACUUCUCCUACUACCACGGCCUCAUCGGGGACAUCACGUGGAGCCUCCUGAUGACUCAUUGCUGCAAGGGUCAGGAGAGUCGCUGCAACUUCUUUGACCAAAUCUCCAAUGACACCAACUGCAAGAGAGCGCUGUUCGAAACCUACCAAGCAGUUCUCGGCAGCGGCCUCAACAUCUACAACCUGUACGGAGAGUGCGUGAACACGGCGCCAGGACUGACAUACGACGUCAACACAGACACCUACAUCUCCUCCAACUUCGGAUGGUUUCUGCCACACUCACCCCAAGUGCAAGACGAAAUCAGAAUGAUACAGAAUCUCCCAUCUGAGAAGCUCCGGAUGACGCCACCCUGUCUUAAUGACACGAACAUCCUUGUAUACCUGAAUCAGCCGCAGGUGCGCCGAGCUCUGCAUAUACCGGACUCUGUCCAACGCUGGGACACUUGCAGUGGAGCGGUCGGGCAGGGCUACACCACCAUCUACAGGACGGUGAGGGAGCAGUACCUAAAGGUCCUCAACGCAAAGAAGCGAGUGUUGGUGUACAACGGCGAUGUGGACAUGGCUUGUAACUUCAUGGGAGACGAAUGGUUUGUCGACUCGCUGGAACAGAAGUACGCUCAGUCCCGUAAGCCAUGGUACUACACCGCCGCCGACAAGACAAAACAAGUGGCUGGAUUCGCCAAAGGGUUCGAGAAUCUCGUGUAUGUGACCGUCAGGGGAUCUGGCCACACGGUUCCUACAGAUACACCCGUACCAGCUCUUGUCCUGUUUACCAACUUCAUUAAAAACAUUCCUUUCUAGAACAAAUAAUCUUAAGCAUUGCAUCAUUAAUCAUAAAAUUAUAAGCUAUUUGCAAAUGUAUGAUUUUCGAGACCUAGAGAAGUUGAAGAGCCAGUACUGACAUAGCCAUGUUCAACAUAAUGGCAGGCGAAUUGUUAUUUUAGGCAGUGGCAUAGUAAUGUGACGUCAUGGGAGAAAACAUAGCAACAACCACUAAAUAAAAAUGGGUUUUCUCAAACCACAUCAUUAACUGCAACAGCACAACUUUAUGUAGAAGAAAGUACAAUAUUAUUAAACUAACUCUAUAAGAAAACUGGCACUUCAAAUCCGCUGACAAAAGCCCCCAUUAAACAGAUAUCAAGUAUGCCUCAUCCAAUUUGUAAACAAUGAUUUGAUAAAACAGCGCACUCUACCAGGAUAAGGCAUACUUGAUAUCCGUUUAAUGAGGGCUUUUGUCGGCAGAUUUGAAGUGCCAGUUUUAAGGAGUUUGUUUAAUAAGACUGUACUUUGUUCUACAUUAAGUCAUCUUCUCAUAUGCUAUCGGCUUUGUAUGUGUUGUAUGUUUUGUAACCCAUCACUAACUGAUGGUCUUCUCCGGCUGUCACAGUAUUAAUCAGACACAUCCAUUGUUGUUACUAAUCCCUUUCAUGCAUACCUGUCACGAGAGCUUUAAUACAGCCUGGCUUCAGUUAUGUGAACUAUGUGUAUGUUAGACCGAGUAUUGGCUGUACCAGACGAGCCAAUCAGAAAGCUUGUAACAAGUGGUAAUCGAAUAAGAAUGGCUGACCCUAAAGAUAUGUUGUUCUGAACUAAUAUUCAAAUAAGAUAUAACAACAAAUAAAACAAUACUCUUACA